Molecule: messenger RNA, 1822 nt
Organism: Betta splendens (Siamese fighting fish)
Lineage: Eukaryota; Metazoa; Chordata; Actinopteri; Anabantiformes; Osphronemidae
Gene: fkbp16
Product: FKBP prolyl isomerase 16
Exons: 9
Coding region: 219-1607 (462 amino acids)
Molecular function (GO): peptidyl-prolyl cis-trans isomerase activity; protein binding
Source: RefSeq, a predicted model, not a curated record
UCAGAGCAACCCAGUAUGCGUGCGCCCUGUCGGUGUAUUUACUCCGAAACAAGGAAAGACCGGACCUCGUGGAGAAACUUAAAAGCCUGGAAGUCAGCAUGAGCACUGGACGAAAAUGGUGUAGGCUGCAGAAGUCAGGCCAGACAGACCUCUAACUUGCACCUAAGUGGAACAUUUGCUCAGUAAGGAGGAUCAUCCUGUUUUAGAGGCUGUUGCAGAUGGUGUCCGUCGCUGUCUGUCGUGAAAUGGAAACAGAGCCAUGUUGUGAGGAGCAUGAAGACCCUGCAGUGGAGCCUACAGAGCCUGCGGUAUGCGAGGCCAUUUCUGAGCUUUCUGACAGGUGCAAUCACACAGAGCUGCCCUGUGGACCCGCUGAGGAAGGUGACGAGCUGCAAAGGAAAGGGCAGGAUGAAACGCAGCGCUGCGCCGGAGAGAGCAGCAGCGCCGAGAUAAAGAGCCCAAAGCAACAAGAGCCAAGGAGACUGAAAAAAACCAACAGCUGGAAGAUGGUACGGUUUCAAGACCCAUCAGCAGAGGAUAAUGUGUUGGAAAGGGACAUGUCAGCCGAGAGUCUCUUUCCAGAUCACCCCAUAGAGGAGUGGACCUCGUCCACGUUUGAGGAGCUGUUCAUGGCAGAAGACUGGCAGGACAUCACAGAAGACAGGCUGCUGAGGAAGCUCGUGCUCGAGCCCGGGGCCCCGCAGGCCACGCGACCCGCCUGGGGCCAGGAAGUGACCGUGAAGAUGCAGUGUGUCCUGGACGACCGCACUGUGGUGGAGAAGGACUGCAAGCUUGUGUUUGUGAUCGGAGAGGGGGACGUAACCCAGGCCCUGGAGGAGUGCGUCCUGUCGAUGCAGAGGGGCGAGAUCACGUUACUGCUGGCAGAUUCUCAGUACGCGUACGGACUUCUGGGAAGAGAGCCUGACAUCCCGGCCUGGGCUCCUUUACUCUACCAACUGCAGCUCCUGGACGCCCGAGAGAAGCCGGACCCGCUCACUCUGCCCGUAGCGGACCGCAUCCGCAUCGGGAACCAGAAGCGAGAGCGGGGGAACUUCCACUUCCAAAGGGAGGAGUACGGCCAGGCUGCCCGAGCCUACUGCAUGGCCCUGGAUGUGCUCACCACGCGCAGGAGAGACAGCGGCGGCGGCGUGGAGGCGGAGGACGACGAGGUCCAGGAGUACCGGGUGAAGUGUCUGAACAACCUGGCCACGGCGCAGCUCAAGCUGGAGCAGAACGAGGAGGCGCUGCAGAGCAGCCGGGACGUUCUGGCCCUGGAGCCGAACAACGUCAAGGCCCUGUUCAGGGCGGGGAAGCUCCUGUCAGACAAAGGUGAAUUCAAGGAGGCGAUGGAGGUGCUAAAAAUGGCCUUAAAACUGGAGCCGGCCACCAAGGCGAUCCAUAUGGAGCUAUCGAAACUUGUCAAAAGGCAGUCGGGAGGCAGAGACACCCAGGAAUGGAAGCCAAAACCUGCAGAGAUGCUUGGAGACAGCAUUCUGAUUCUUCCCAAGAAGAAGUCAACUGGAAUUUCCUGGACGCUAAUACUCGGAGCUCUGUUGGUGGCGCUGGGCAGCUUAGUGGCAUCACUGAUUCUGACUGCACGAAACUGAAAUCCUCAGCCGACGUCUGAAGGUGAAGAGUUUAGUCUGCAGUGUGAAAAUACAGGGAGGCAUUCGUGGAGCACAUGGAGCCUGAAGUCACACUGUGUGAGUUUCAUAUGGUAGAGAUGCUUCGCUGAAAGGUCAACAAUAUUUAUGAAAAUGAGGGAAGUGCAGCAUCAGGUGGACUCGUAAGACCAGCAGGAAUUUCUGCUAAUGCGUUACAC